AUGGAACGACCCCCUUCGCGGUCUUCUUAUGGAAGAACCGCUUCUCGAUCCUCUACAAGCACAACCAAUACCAGAGCUACAAUGCAUACCGCUCAUAGCGCUUUGUCUUCGUCACAAGCUCCUGGAUCUCCCAAUCUUUCUCAAUCGCAACACUCACACCGACUGUACCAUGCGACUUGUCAAAGACCAUCCAGUACCAUUCCCCGAACAACAACGCGGACGCCACGCUUGACUCGAGAGGCUAGCAGCGAGUCAACACGGCAAACCGUCAUAUCAUCAUUCCUUCAAGAGAAGCUUCAGCAAUCGCGCAUGGCUGAGAGCGACCGAUCGACGACAUGGUCACGCAGCACUGAUGUCAACUCUUCAGGCGAGUUUAGUCGGAGCCUUGGUUCUCCUAUUAAGAAUAUGGAGGCCGAUGGACGACCUAAUUCUGCCGCUGGAAGUGAAUCCAACAAAAAGAAUGGACGGGGGGUAAAGGAUAUGGAACAGGUCAUAUCAUCACUUCACAAGAAGAACUUUGACCUCAAACUAGAACUGUACCACCGCCGGGAACGACAGAAGGCAUUGGAAGACAAGGUCGAAUCCCUCGAGGUGGAAAAGUCACGAGCUGAAGAGAUGAACGACCACCUUUCUCAAGAGUUAGAGAAGCGCGAUAAGGCAAUUGAGGAGGCUGUUGCUAUGAUCGUGACGCUCGAAGCCAGACUUGAGCAAUAUACCAAAGAACGUUCCAUCAUCGAGCAGCUUGAAGCCGAAGGACAAUACGCCGCACCAACAUUCGACCCAUGCUAUGAAGAUCCCAGACCGGCCACUCAAUCGCCGGAUAUGAUGAAGCAAAUGGGAAGUGGCAAGGCCAUCAAUCGCAUGCCGAGUUUCCUCUCCGACCACAGCGAGACAACGGAGAACCUACGAAAUGUCUAUCUUGGUACCAGGGGUAGCAUUCUCAGUCUUGCGCAAGUCCCUGAAGGCUCUAAUGAAGCUGAUAACGGCCGUAACACAGCCCUGGGCAGCCCAAGCCUGAGCGUUUUGAGCGAGAGCUCUUUUGUCAGCGUGUAUGGAUCCAAAGAGCAUGACAGCAGUGGCAUACAAGAUGUGGACGAGCCUCUUGCUCUUGAUGGUGCUGAUAGUCUUCCAGCUCAGGCUAGUACUAUCAACAGGCCAAAGACGGCCUUUGUCAAGUCGCAUGCCUCACCUAAUAGAUCAACUCGAUCGAACUCUCUCUCGACUCAUCAAGCGCAGUUUGAUUCGAUCAAUAACGUAAUCGAGUAUAACUCUCCUGCACGAAAGAGUGAGCGAAGCUACACUUCGAAGAAGGUGGAAGAACGACCUCAAGGUCGGGAUAGGGAUGGAGCCGAUGUGUUUACUGGUCGUUCUGCUAUGCCCGUCAACCACCGACGUACCAAGGAGGAGAAGCGUGAAUCCCUUCGAAGAGUCAUCACAGAUGCUCCUGGUGGUGUCAGGCUACAUGAUCAGAAUCUGCCACCAACGCCGGACACCAUUUCUACGUCAACCUUGCGACGGUUCCAGAAUUCCAGUGACACAUUGUCCAAGCAUCCCACAAUGCAACGAAGCCACGGUGCUCUUUCGGAGACAUCUGACAAUGAAGGAAGCAUGGGAAUGCACUCGGGUGUUCAACUACAGGAACCCAUACGUGCAGUCAAGGCUUCGGCUCAUAUUAUCGAUCUGAACAACAGAGCUUACGCCGAGAACCGGGGAAGGUCUAUCCAGCGUCCCCGAUCCGCUGACGAAACUACCAUAUCGAACCGACGAGGAAAUGAUUGGGAUAGCGAUACCGACGAAUCAGACGUAGAUUCCCUCGAUUCGAGCCUCGAUAUCUGGAUGCGCGAGAGCGCCAAGCCUAAUAAGAACGGUGGGCGAACCUCGCCUGAUCUGUUCAGCUUUCCUUCGAGCGCGACCAAGGGUGGCUGGUCGAUGGAAGCCAUGUACGGCGCUGGAGGUGCAAGCAUAGGCACCGACUCUGAAAUGAUCAGAAAUCUAUUCCCCGUCCAGCAGGAACUCUUCUCGGCCUCACUGCCUCCACCACCUCCCAACAGACGAUCGAGCCUGAAUGCUCAGACAGUAGCACAGCUCAAGAUCUCUAACCCCGGUCGUCCACCUACCAAUCCGAAAGCCUCUAAGUCGGGUCGUAAGAAGGGACAUCAGAGGAGGAACAGCGACGACAUUCAGAUGAGAGCGGAAAUGCAGGCUCAAGGACCGCCUGCCGGGGAACAGAAGAAGAACCAUUAUCCACCCAUUUCAGGCCAGCCAGCUCAGAACAAGUUCGCAAAGUUCUUCCGCCGAUCGUCAACUACUGCCCCGUCCCCGACUCCAACGGAGACUGGACCUACUGAACCACCAAGCAAUGGACUCUCCUCAAGCGUUAAUGGCGCAUCAGGACUUCCGCCAUGGAUCAGCCGAACGGGCGUGGCAGACGAAGACCGCGACAGUGCGACACCACCACCAAUCAUGCGAAGCUCCCGCCACGGUCGACAUACCUCCAUUGACGUGGGCGACGACUCCAUCAUGAGCCAGGAGCCAGGGACCCCAGGUACACCAAGGAUGGACAGGGACGCUUCAGAGCAAGUAGAUAGCCCCAGAGCGGGAGGCAAGAGAAGGUGGUUCGGUCUUAAAAAUAAACAAGGCUAG
Molecule: messenger RNA, 2643 nt
Organism: Fusarium tjaetaba
Lineage: Eukaryota; Fungi; Ascomycota; Sordariomycetes; Hypocreales; Nectriaceae
Exons: 2
Coding region: 1-2643 (880 amino acids)
Cellular component (GO): microtubule organizing center
Source: RefSeq, a predicted model, not a curated record